GUGACGGACGGUGCGGGUGCAGCCGUAUUGGAUGAUGGACGGCUGGUGACCUGGGGCGAUGCAGGCUAUGGAGGCGACUCCUCGUCCGUGGCAUCUCAACUGACAAAUGUUCAAGAGGUGGUCACCACUUCAAGGGCAUUUGGGGCCUUGAAAAGCGAUGGCAGCGUCGUUGUUUGGGGUGAUUCCGGCUUUGCUGGCGACGCAAGCUCACUCGCUGCACCACUGUCAAGCGGCGUGACCAAGAUCGUGUCUGGUUUCUUCGCCAUGGCCGCGCUAAAGUCUGAUGGUAGUGUCGUUGCCUGGGGCAGUUCCGUUUUUGGUGGUGACACCAGCUCUGUUGCUGCCCAGCUAACCUCGGGCUGCGUGGGCUUGUAUUCGAACAAGCACGCCUUCGUAGUGCUGAAGAGCGACGGAUCAGCGGUAACCUGGGGUAGCGGUGCCUCAUUGACAUCACCAGAAGACAUCACAUCGCUCAUCGACUCCACGGUAACUGAGAUCCUAGGAUCUCAUCAUGCCUUUGCUGCAUUGCGGGCCGAUGGAAGAGUGGUCACCUGGGGCGACGUCAAUACUGGGGGCGACUCCAGGAUGCUUUCCUCACAGCUGUCCUCUGGUGUGACCAGCCUUCAUGGAGGUUCCAUGCAGUUUGCCGCGUUGAAGUCCGAUGGCACAGCAUUGGUGUGGGGCAUGGGGCCUACGGGGAGUACUUGGGGCGAAGCCUUCUCGUCAGCCAAGAGCUUUGCGUUCUCCCAUACGGCCGUGGCCAUUGUGUUCACGGAUGGCACAGUGGCCACCC
This is a messenger RNA of Symbiodinium necroappetens, 793 nucleotides long. The record is from the annotation of a GenBank genome assembly. NCBI's taxonomy places the organism in Eukaryota, Dinophyceae, Suessiales, Symbiodiniaceae.